This is a messenger RNA of Protopterus annectens (West African lungfish), 2797 nucleotides long. RefSeq names its product CMRF35-like molecule 3. The coding region runs from base 61 to 690 and encodes 209 amino acids. Gene Ontology annotation, cellular component: plasma membrane. The record is from RefSeq and is a predicted model, not a curated record. The transcript has 5 exons. Lineage: Eukaryota; Metazoa; Chordata; Ceratodontiformes; Protopteridae. Gene Ontology annotation, molecular function: transmembrane signaling receptor activity.
UCUGAAGUUCUGGUGAUGUUCAAGAAAGAAUAUUGCCUCUUUGGUACAGGAUAGCCAGAAAUGAUCUCUUAUUCACGAAGCAUAAUUCAAAGGCUCCAGAUGGAUGUAAUGGGAGUCAUCAUAUUUUUAUCAGGCUGCAGCGGGAGUUCAGUACAUGGACCUAACACAGUAGAAGCCUUCAUUGGAGAGAUGUUCACAGUAACAUGCUAUUAUGAUACGUAUUAUACCAAUUAUGAAAAAUACUGGUGUAAAGGGGAGAACUGGAAGAACUGCAUGAUUCUAAUUGAAACUACAGGGUCAGAAGAAGAAAUUCACAAAGGAAGAUAUUCUAUUAAGGACAAUCACACUUCUCAUUCCUUUUCUAUAAAUGUGUAUACUCCACAAAAGACAGAUUCUGGCUUUUUUUGGUGUGGAAUAAACAAGUACAUGUGGGACAAAAUGACCAAAAUAGAAAUAAAUCUUAGUGCUCUGCCAUCUACUGUAAAAAUAUCAGCAACAACAUUCACGACAUUACCUACAACUACAGCGACACUCACUGCGUCAGUGCGUUAUUCUCCCCUGACCUCUCAUUCUUCUGCUUUUGGAAGGGGACAAUCCCAGGGUUCCAGACUCAACCUGAUGUAUUUCCUGUUGUUGCUCUCUCUGAAGUUUCCAGUCAUCAUACUGGUUCUAGCUGCUACUGCAGCUUGAACAAAAUCUCAGAACAUGAACUCGAUCACUAAAAUGAAGAAAGAUGCUUAUCUAACUGUAUUCUAGCAUCUUUAAUACAAAUCAGUGCUGAGUUCAAGAUGGUAAGAAUGAGAAUCCCUAGAGACCGAUUCCAAGAGAUGGCAGGUGUGGCUCUGGAAAUCUAGAUCAUAAAAGAUUACACAGAAAGAAACAAAAUGAAACCAUCCUUUCCACAAGAAACACACCAACUCUUUUGUGAAGACAUGUGCCACAGAACUUUAUGAAACUCUUCAUAUCAGAAAGAGUGCUAACUUCUACACAAUGAUAAUUAAUUUGUGCAUGCUUAAGAGUUAUUGCCACUUGCAAUUUAUGUAAUCUAACUAUAAUAAGAAUGCUUUAUAUAUUAGUAUAUAUAUUUUUCCUCAAUUUUCCUGCUGUCCAAAAUAAAAAGUGCAAAUAUUUUGGUACAUAUCUGCAUUUACCACUAACUAAACAAUGUCUGGGAUUGGGGCUUUUGGGUCAUAGAGUUUCAUUUAAACAAAGUUUGAGCUGGAUGCAGUUGAAUGCUGUUCUAUCAUGUAGCCAGGACAGUGUCUGACUUGGAAAAUGAUGGUAUUGUACCUCUGAUAUCUAUCUUAUUAAAUUAAAAUCUGGUGCUAACCUUUCUUCUUCCUCUGAAAUGUACAAUGACCAUAGUGGACUAAUUUUUCUUUGUCUAGGUUGUUCAAAUUCCUAUUAAAAUGAUUAAUGUUUACAUAGAGUAAAGGUCCAUUAAUACAGAAACUCAAAAUGCUGUUCUGCUUGUGAAACAUUUGUAGGAAAUAAAAAACAAAGCUAAAACAUGUUCUCCUGUUGUGAAUGAAAUGCUUAUUGAAGUAAGUACAGUUAAAAUGUUAUUCCAGUUGUGAAAUGUUUGAAUAAACUAAAUCUAAAAUGGUUUAUAUUAUUCUGAAGACUAAAUUCAGAGAUUAAAUAAUUGAAAAGUUUUUUUCAGCCUGAACUCAUAGAUAAGAAACAAAAGGGUGAACCAAAAGCAAGUCAUAAGAUGGAUUAAACUUGACUCAGUAAAAAUAAAGAAUUCCAACAGUGACAGUCUCGUAAGCAUUACUUUUGUGCUAUAAUAUCCUUGGAUCCAUUCAAGUAUGAAAUCAUUCUAUUUAUCUCAUCCUAAUUUUGCAUAUAAAAGAAAAGAAAGGUAAAUUUAAAGUUCUGCAAAAGAACUUUGUAGACUCAAAGGGUCCUAGUUAGAAAAGAUAAAAUUAAGUUGCUAAGUUCAUAGCAUCUAUUGUACAUGAGUCCUCUGUACUGUAUUAUUAUUCUUUAGACUACUUUACAGUGAUAUUUUAGUGAUGCACUCAUGAGAAGUUCAUAAUUAAAUAUUGCUGCUAUAAUAAAAAAUCAUUUGGCAUACAUCCCCAUAUUAAACGCCAAAAUACUUUUAAUUGUUUCGGUCUAAAUGAAACUUUAUUUGUUGACAUUCGUUUACCAGGAAAGCCCAUUUGGGUACAGGUACCCUUUUUCAGUGGAGGCCCAAGGAAACAAAUCCCCAGGAUAUCAUAUUUCAUGCAAUCAAUCUUUACAAUAAAUUUUAUAAUGCAUUUUCAAUGAAUACAUAGCAUAAUAGUCAGUAUAACAAAAUUUGUAAACAUUAAAUUUAUAGGUCUUGUACUGAGACUUUACAGACAGAAGAGUGGUAUAUAUGAUAGGGAGGCGUAAUUUAAGAAAUACAAGUUUGAGUGUCUACAGGGGAGUAGUGAUAAAAUAGUAAUCGAUUACACUAGUUAGAAGUAUCUAUAGUACUUUAAGAAGUGCAAUAAAGUGGGGUAUUAGAAGGGGUAAAGCAGAACAAUUAAGGUGAAAUUUAACAUACCAUCUUAAAUGUCUCUGCAAGAAACCGGGAUAUUUCAGUUAAGAAUGGUAAAACGGCAAAUCUGCAUAAACUGAUCGAUGUUUUCUAGAUGAUUUAAAUGUUCAGAUAAUUGCAGCAUUGAUUAAAAGUCUGGAUCAGCUUUUACUUUAUUGUACAAAACUGCCAUUUACUUUGUUGUACAAUUUGUGUGAAAUAUGAGAUAAAUUUGCAGUAUAAACGUAUGUACCUUUUGUUGUGCAUCUUAUUAGAUUAUGUGUU